Molecule: messenger RNA, 362 nt
Organism: Staurois parvus
Lineage: Eukaryota; Metazoa; Chordata; Amphibia; Anura; Ranidae
Source: the annotation of a GenBank genome assembly
GUGCCCAACAGUGCGCCCACUAACUCCGCCCACCUGUGCCCAGCAGUGCGCCCACUAGCUCUGCCCACCUGUGCAUCGACCUGUGCCCAGCAGUGCACCCACCUGUGCCACCCAGCAGUGUCACACGUCAGUGCCGCCAGUCAAUGCCCAACAGUGAUGCCAGUCAGUGCCACCUAUCAAUGCUGUCUAUCAGUAGCCAUCAGUGCCACCUAUCCGUGACACCUCAUUAGUGCUGCCUAUCAGUGCCGCCUAUCCGUGCCACCUCGUUAGUGCUGCCUAUCAGUGCCCUUCAGUGCUGCCUAUCAGUGCUGCUUCAUCAACGCACAUCAGUGAAGGAGAAAAAUUACCUGUUUGAAAAUGUU